UCUCAACGUUCGAUCAGGGAUCAUUUCUUUCUGAGAAAACGACCGGCAGAUAAUUCUGCUGAUUCGUCUGCUAAGAAGCGAAGAACUCAUUUACAGAAUGGUCGUCGUAUUGAGCCGCCGGGGUCCCACCAAGGAGCCAAUGACAAACACACAGUCAGUGCGCAAAGGAGCAAAAGUGUUACUAAUGGUGAUGGUUUUCAACAGAUUGAUAGUCUUAAACAGCAAUCGCCUGUGCCUGCAUACAAAAGAUACAAGGGUCUUGUUGAGCAGCAGAGUUUCAAGUUGACAACUGAAGAAAGAGGGACGCCUGAAACUGCUAAGGACUUGGUUCAAGGUCCUGAAUCAUCUAUUCAAUCAAGAAAACAGUCUGUAAGCAGCAAACGUAAAGACAUAGGACACUCAGUUAGCAGCAAAUGUAAAGACUUAGAUGUUCCAUCGUGGCAAUGGAAAACACCUUGUGCUGACGACAGUGAUGUGAAAGAGCGGCAAGUGUUAAUGACAAAGAGUACAGAUGUUUAUUCAAAGAACAGUAAACUGCACACCGAAAUACAUACUGAUGAUGUGGGAUUGCCGGCACAUGAAAGAUACCAGCAUCUUGUGGAUGGCUUAGAGUUACCUCACCACUACAGAGUGCUGGCUGAGAAGUUUCGAUGUGUUGAUACCAUAGUCUCACUGAUGAAAAAUCGGAAGGAGACGUGCACGUUUACGAGGUUGAAGGGUGGUGUUGAGCAGAUGUGUAGAAGGUCAUUUGAGAAAAAGAACCUUGGCCAAAUGAAAACUGUGUGUCCUUCAGCUUACACAUUCCAACAAGAGAAGGGGUUGCCAUACUUUCAUGGUGAUAAUGAGGCAAAAGUUGAAUAUCAGUUGACUGUUGAUGUCAAUGUGGGAACAGUGGAUGGUGUCCAGUCAUUGGAGGAAAACAACACAAAACAUGCAGCAGCAGACCACAGAGUGUCAAAGUGUAAUUUUAGGACUACCAUUUCAUCACUUUUGAUUGCACGAAGAAGAAUCUUUCAUGAAAAACUGAUUGAGAUAGUGAAGCGCUAUCAUCAGAACUAUCUCAAGUCUUUGAAAGUCAAUGCUCCAAUAAGUGAGAUCAAACGGUGGCAUCCGAAAUUUGAUUUGAAUGGAGUACCGGACAUUGCGGUGUCACCGCUUCCAGAGCCUCCUAUAACACAAAGCUGUACAACAGCUGGUGACUUACUUCAGGAUGCAAAGCACAAAUUAACUCCUAAGGUAGUCAGAGCUCUCGAGUCUGCGAAUAGGAAGACUGUGAAGAAAGACGUAGGCAGAGAAACUUCUAAUACAUGUUUGGUUGAGGAACGUUUGUAUCCAAAUUCGAAACCGAAGAAGGUGCAUCCAGGUCUGAAAGGAGUUUGUUCCUCACUUCUGGAGAGGAUUCGAGAGAAAGAAACACAGAUGAUUGAAGAGACCCUAACACGAGAUCCAGCUGUUGAACAGAAACUGGCAAUGAUGUCUCGUCUGCCGGAAGUUUGCCGUGUAUUGCGUGGUACAUUUGUCACCGAGAGAAAGUCGUCAUUACCUUGGGAUAUUGUUAUCAAAAAGUUGCAUGACAGUUGCAGUACUGGAAUGUCUACAGUGCCAGCUGAAGAACACCUGAAACUUUUGAUCGAAGUUGUUCCUACUUGGAUCAGUCUGGUCACCGUCAGGCAUACAAAGUAUGUGAAACUUGAUCGGAAAGCUGAUUUGCCAGAUGUCUUGGCCAAGAUAAGAGAACAGGAGAAAGCAAUAACAUGUGGUAACUCAACAGUGAAGGAUAGUUGAUUACAUGCUGCUAUUUAGGAUAGUAGGAGUUAAACAUAAACAUUUAUUUAUUUCCAGCGUGAUGUGUUGGUGACAGAUUCUGGGCAAUCGUUAUCAUUUCUAAGCUUGAUGAGUACUGUACUAUAGUAAAAGAUGAUUUAAUGAGA
Messenger RNA from Corticium candelabrum, 1931 nucleotides. RefSeq names its product DNA replication factor Cdt1-like. The transcript has 9 exons. The coding region runs from base 496 to 1785 and encodes 429 amino acids. The record is from RefSeq and is a predicted model, not a curated record. Gene Ontology annotation, molecular function: DNA binding; DNA polymerase binding. NCBI's taxonomy places the organism in Eukaryota, Metazoa, Porifera, Homoscleromorpha, Homosclerophorida, Plakinidae. Gene Ontology annotation, biological process: regulation of DNA-templated DNA replication initiation; DNA replication preinitiation complex assembly; DNA replication checkpoint signaling. Gene Ontology annotation, cellular component: nucleus.